AUGCAACCUCCACCUGGGUAUGAUCAUCCUCCAAAUAAAGUUUGUAGACUUCGCAAAGCUCUUUAUGGUCUCAAACAAGCUCCUAGGGAGUGGUUUGCCAAAUUUAGCUACACCAUUGGUAAUCUUGGUUUCAAAUCCAGCUCUUAUGAUCAUGCAUUGUUUUUGCGCAAAACAGAUCAAUGUUGUACCUUACUUUUACUUUAUGUUGAUGACAUGAUAAUUACUGGUGAUGACACAAAUAGAAUCCGUGAUCUCAAGAAUUUUCUACAUCAACAAUUUGAAAUGAAAGAUCUUGGACAAUUAAGUUAUUUCUUGGGACUUGAAAUAGCUUCCGACAAAUCCGGUUACUAUUUAUCACAAGCUAAGUACGCAACUGAUCUCAUAUCUCGGGCUGGUAUUACUGACACAAAAGUUGUUAGCACACCCUUUGACUCCACAGAACAUUUGGCUGCUACUGAUGGUACUCCACUAAGUGAUGAAACACUUUAUCGACAACUAGUUGGUAGUCUUAUAUAUCUUACUGUCACUCGGCCAAAUAUUGCAUAUGAUGUCCAUAUCGUGAGUCAAUUUAUGUCAUCUCCUCGUACAACUCAUUUCUCUGUCGUUCUUCAGUUACGAGCAUACUCUGAUGCUGAUUGGGCAGGUGAUCCAACUGAUCGUCGAUCCACUACUGGUUAUUGUUUCUUUCUUGGCACAUCUCUCAUUUCAUGGAGAAGUAAGAAACAAACUGUUGUUUCUCGUUCUAGUAUAGAAUCUGAAUAUCGUGCUCUUGCAGAUACUACCUCUAAGCUUCUCUGGCUACAAUGGUUACUUCAAGAUAUGGAUGUUCCUUCAUCCGCUGCUAUUCCACUUUUCUGUGAUAAUAAUAGUGCAAUGCAGAUUGCUCAUAAUGAUGUAUUUCACAAACCACAAAUUGCUGACAUCUUUACCAAAUCUCAUCCUCCUCAAUGUUUUCAAGAUUUAGUCUCCAAUCUCAAGAUGUUCAAUGCUCUUCCACCUUGA
Molecule: messenger RNA, 1002 nt
Organism: Impatiens glandulifera
Lineage: Eukaryota; Viridiplantae; Streptophyta; Magnoliopsida; Ericales; Balsaminaceae
Exons: 3
Coding region: 1-1002 (333 amino acids)
Source: RefSeq, a predicted model, not a curated record